GCGCCAGUCAUUUCGCAUCGACAGGGAUGGCGACGAAUCAACCAAAUCAAGGAAGUGAGAACGAUGAUUGCUCUUUUCUCCCUUUGGUUCAUGACAUUAUAAAAUGCAUGGACAAAGAUAGUCAAGAUGUCCAUCAAGAACUGGUCAAGUUUAAGACAAGGAUUCAGGAAGCGCGCGAGCAGAUCGGAGCCAUGCCCGGAAUUGACAUGAGCCUGUCGGAGCAGCAGCAUGAACUAGAGACGCUGCGGGAGCAAGUCCGCACCAAGAAUCAGUUACUGCAGAAAUACAAGAGUUUGUGUAUGUUUGAGGUUCCCAAAGCGUCGUGAGGGAUAUUUGACAUCACUAAAGAAACUAACUGAAUUCAGGAGACACUUGGAGAGGAACACACAUGUACUGAGAAUUAUAUAUUUUUGUAUUUAGAGGACUGAGAAAAUAACCAUCCAUUUGAAAUCGUGAGAAAUUAUCUUGUUUAUAUGGAUUAUUUUGGGGGAUUCUAUCUCUUGGCUCCGUGUUCUCAUUUUCCUUUCCAACCUAACAACUCAUGCAGUAUAACUUGAACUCAUCCCGUGUGUCAAAACCACCAGAAAACAUUUUAUUUCACUAUAACACUACCUUCAGGCUUUAUCUUGUAUUGUAAACUGUCCCAUUUUUACUUUGUAAAAAAAUGUAUUAUCCAUACUGAAUUAUAAUGCCCUCUCAAGUUUGUAUAUGCAGUGAAUGAUUAUUUGAUGUAAUGGUUUUGUUGGUGUGCUAUUCAGAUUGUGUGCUGCAGAUUGUCAAUGCAGUAGGCCUAAAAUUAAACCUUUGUUUUAA
This is a messenger RNA of Oncorhynchus gorbuscha (pink salmon), 813 nucleotides long. Its product is annotated as mediator of RNA polymerase II transcription subunit 9-like. NCBI's taxonomy places the organism in Eukaryota, Metazoa, Chordata, Actinopteri, Salmoniformes, Salmonidae. Gene Ontology annotation, molecular function: transcription coregulator activity. The record is from RefSeq and is a predicted model, not a curated record. The transcript is spliced from 2 exons. Bases 27 to 326 code for a protein of 99 amino acids. Gene Ontology annotation, cellular component: mediator complex. Gene Ontology annotation, biological process: regulation of transcription by RNA polymerase II.